UUCAAAACAGUCUCUUGAAGACUGUGAAAUGCUUUCGCAGCCUUAGUCAUCGCUGUCAUAUGAUUUCUCUGGGCUUACCGGACUGUAUGCGGCUGCGUUUUUCACUGUGAACCUGUUUCGUUUUUUUCUUUUUUUUUUUCCAAUUUUUUUUUUCUUUUGGACCAUGCCUUGGCUACAGUAAGAUGCGAUUUUGAGGAUGGACAAGUCAUGGAUACAGGAUUCCGUUUGUUUCAUUCUAACACGAGAUUACAGCCGAUGAAACACCAUGGAGUGACUGACGUACAGUAAACUGGAUAUUUUUGGGAGUGAGGAGAUCGACCGUUUUGGUCCAUCGGUUGUCUGAGUGCUCCGAUACUGCGUUUUUUUCUUUUCUUUUCUUUUUUCUUUUUUUUUUCUUUUUUUGGGGGGGGAGGGAGGGUUGACGCCGGAGCCCCUUGGCGAUCGGAAUUAUUUUGUCUCCGUCUGUGGCUCGUAGGGGAGGCGGAGAGAGAGCCGCGGUGGAAGGCGGCGUAUUAGCGCUGUGGCUGCCAAACCAGAAAUAACAGUUUUUUAUUUUUUUGGAAUGAAACGUGGCUCCUUCUUCUUCUCCCUUUUCAUCCUUUUUAUUUUUUAAGAUUUUUUUUUAUUUUUUAUUUUUUUUUUAUUAUUAUUUUUUUCCCUUUGGCGGCCGGACUACCAAACUUGUGCUCCACUGCAGCAUUUUGCGUCUUUUUUCCUCUCCGCUGCAGAUGAUACAGAAAAGCAUCAUAGCCCACCACUGCAAUUUUUGGGCAAAGAUAAGAGUGGCGUCGUCUUGCAGUUGAAGGCUACCAUGGCAGCAUAGAGGGGGCAUCUUUGUGGAGGGGAAGAAAUCCGCCAAUUUGCUUUGCUUAUAAGCCUAUCUACGAUGCCUUAUCAUUAGCAGGAGGCAGUGACUGGAUUUGAAAGCCAGCGUCAUCCCGCGGUUUCCCCUCAAAGCUGCUGUUUACCCGCUGAAAAUCACCCGAAAAAGCAGCGGAUCCCGAUGGCAUGGACACUUAUGCAAGGUCUGCCGCGCUGCCGUGCUACUGGAGCCUACUUGCUGUCUCUUCAUUCAACCCAGCUCCAUCGCCAUCGCCCUGCAGCCGAGAGAGCCCUGCCGCAACGCGACCAGCGACCACCGAGCCAAAGCAGGCGGCAUGAGGCUUGAUUCAGUACAUUUAUCCAUGCUGGUCAUCGGGGUCUCAUUCGCCUGCUACUCCCCGAGUUUGAAUUCCCUGCAGGACCAGGCUUACAAAUCCGCCGUGGUGAUCGAGGGCAAGGUGCAGUCUACGCCUGUGAACGUCUCUGCGGAGCCGUACAGUGUGAAUGUCAAAGUGCUGGAUGUUUGGCCCCUCAACAGCGGGGGUCUGGAGCGAGAACAGCUCGUCACCGUGGGGGAAUUCGGAUCCGAGGCUCCGUGCACCAAAGUGAAGAAGAACCACAAGUACAUUUUUUUCAUGGACCCCACAGACGAGCCCUUGGUUUUCAAGGCAUCGUUUGCGCCCCUUGACACGAGUGGAAAGAACCUAAAAAAGGAUGUUGGGAAGAUCUUGUGUGAGGACUGCGCUGCGGCUCCAAAGUUAAAACCGAUGAAGAAUCCAAUAAUAGUGGACGAGGGAAGCAAGCUCACAGUUAAGUGUGAGGCCACAGGAAACCCUCUCCCUACCUACAGAUGGUUCAAAGAUGGCAACGAGCUGAAGAAAAGCAAAAAAGUCAAAAUAAGGAGCGGCCAGAAAAACUCCAGAGUCCAGAUCGGCAGAGCAAAACUGGAGGAUUCUGGGAAUUACACAUGUGUGGUGGAGAACCCGCUGGGAAAGGACAACUCCACUGGCACUGUUAACGUCCAAAGCAUAACCACAACGCUAUCUCCAGGCUCAGGCCACGCCAGAAGAUGCAACGACACAGAGAAGGCCUACUGUGUGAAUGGCGGCGACUGUUACUUCAUCGAUGGUAUAAAUCAGCUUUCCUGCAAGUGUCCAAAUGACUUUACUGGUGAUCGCUGUCAAACCUACGUUAUGGCCAGUUUCUACCAGCAUCUUGGGAUUGAAUUUAUGGAGGCAGAGGAACUCUACCAGAAAAGAGUCCUGACAAUCACGGGUAUUUGUGUGGCUCUGUUGGUGGUGGGCAUCGUGUGUGUGGUUGCCUACUGCAAAACCAAGAAACAAAGAAAGAAGAUGCACAAUCAUCUGCGACAAAACAUGUGUCCAGAACAUCCCAAUCGUAACCUAGCUAACGGACCCAAUCACCCAGGACCCGGCCCAGAGGAAAUCCCGAUGGUAGAUUACAUAUCAAAGAAUGUCCCCGCAACUGAACGAGUCAUACGGCCUGCAACAGAGGGAUCCUUCCCUGCCAGUCAUGCCUCUUCCAGAUCUCACAACUCUUCCACACGAGCCCAUUCAUCAACUCACAGACAUGAGGAACGGACAUGGAGCCUGGAACAUUCUGACAGUAUCCUCUCUGACUCGCCGGGAAUGAUGUCAUCAUCCGUGGGGACCAGUAAAUGCAGCAGUCCUGCGUGCAUGGAGGCACGUGCACGCCGCGCUGCACACUGUGGUUAUUCUGACCCCCAUCGGCCAGGGCUACAGUACGGGGACUCCUUCGACUCGCUGGGAGACUCUCCACACAGCGACAGAUACGUGUCAGCCCUGACAACACCAGCCCGCCUCUCCCCAGUGGAUUUCCAUUACUCAUUGCCCCCGCAGGUGCCUACCUUCCAGAUCACAUCCCCCAAUGCCAGCCAUGCCAUGUCUCUCCCCCCUGCUAUCCACAAUCCCUACCCUCUGGAGGAUGAUCAGCCUCUGCUGCGCCGCUACCAGGUGCCCCUGCAUGAUGCCCAGUGCCAGGAGCCCUACCGGCAGCAGCGUCGUACCUAUCUAAACGACAGCAGGGGCAGCCUGCCCUCCAGCCCCUACCGGCUGGCUGAGGAUGAAGACUAUGAGACCACCCAGGAGUAUCUCUCCUCUCGGGAGCAACCAAAGAGAAGUGGGUCCAGUGGAACUGGUAGCCGACGCUGGCGGAGAUCCAGACUGAAUGGCCACGUGGCCCCACGUGGAUAUGAGGCAUCUCGGGACUAUGGGUCACGAAGCUGCCUAACAGAUAGUGAGUCAGAGGAGGACGGUGAAAGCACGCCCUUCCUCAGUAUGCAGAACAUGAAUGCCGAGCCCUCCACCAUCUACAGGCCGGUGGACAGUCGGACUUCUCACUCGUCAGGGCGGCACAGUGGGCAUGGGAACAUGCAUACAAGACUCACACACUCACGCUCCAAACCGGACAAUACACCCCAUUAAAGAGUGAUAAUGAACCAACAAAAAUCAAUAUAGUAUAGACCUGCAUCUAUAAGAAAUAUUUUUAUUUUAUAUAACUGACAGAUAUUCUAAACAAAUGAAAUAUUUAUUUUCAUUUUAGCAAAAGUUGUCUACUAGUUAACAGCAAAGACUUUUUUAUAGGGAAAACUCUAUUUAUAUGUACAUUUUGAUUUACAGCAUAAAAAGAUGUGCCAGUUUUUUCACAACGUAAAAAAUAGAGUAAUAUUGUGGUGCCUUUUGCUGUAUGCCGACGCCAGAGGGCCAGUGGAGGUUUUUGUAGCCUUUCUUAUAUGGACGCCUCAUUUUUUAUACACAUUUAUGUUUUUUUUCCUCUCUGUUUCACUUUCUUUCCAAAUUGCAUUCUUUGAGAAAUCUAGCCCCACUGGAGCAUAACCCCUUCCAUAUCACGCAAUAUAAACCACUUCAACAUAAAGUGUAUGUUUACAUUAAUAUGAUUCGCCUGUAGGGUUUAUGAUUUGGGAUCUUAUAGAGCGCCUGAUAAAUACAAUGUAGAUUCUUUUCCCCCUCUGACUAAUGUCUACCAAGAAAAAGAGAGUGACAGAGAGUGAGAGAUCGUGUUGGUUGCGUGUGUGCAUAAAUGCCUCUGUGUGUGUGCGUGUGCGCAUGUCAGUUUGCUUGCAUGCAUUUGUGAUUGUUAGAUGAAAAUCGUCAAAUUGUUUGUUGUGGUAACAUCAAAUGUGUGUGGGCCUACUGGUGUCUCAGGAGAGCUGACAGUGUCUCAGAGGUUCACAGAAUAGCGGUUUAUCAGAACAGUAACCCCCAGUGUAAGUGGACAGGUGAGGCUGCUAUAGGGUUGUAUGUUAUGCAGGUCAUUGCUUGAUGUGUUUACAGCUAUUCUGCCCCCUUCCCAACCUGGCCCAGUUACGUCCUUUUUAUUUCCCAGCAGGUUUUUCAUGUUAGCCUGGUGUGAGGCCAACAAACGCUGAGCCGCUUGGCACAGGGUGACCCCUGCCAUCAGAGGCGGUGGCAAAACAAAAAGAUUGCAUCUGUUUUCACUCAAAUCCGCCCCCUACUCCCACGGCUCAUCAUCCUUCUGUGUCCAUUCUGUUUUUGUGGCUCGUGUUAAAAGGCCACACAGUGUCUCAGGAUUUCCACAUGCUCCCCCCUUCACCUUAAACCCUGUUCACCCCUCUUCCUCAACUUAAGGUCUACCUAAGACUAAGGUUCUCAGAUGUUGAGGGCUUAGAUGUAAACAUACAGUCUACCAGUUCCCUGAACACUCCCAUACAGAGAAAAGGAAAGUCCAAGUGGAAGCAGCUCAGUAGAGAACAGAAAAGAGCAUACUAGACAAUAUUAUUGAAAUAGCUGUGAAACUUUGGAGGAUCAUACAAUGCAAAAAUAUGCAAACUUUCUAUUUUGCUGUUUGAUUACGUCAUUUUCUAAGAGGUGACUGUAGUGUGUUGUGUGUGAAAAAAACAAACUAUGUGAUGCCUAUAGUGUAGAAUGAAAUAACAUGAUACAAAUGCAUAUUUACCUGAGUUAUUUUUUAAAGCCAUUAUGCAGCCAUCUAUCAAGUUGUCAGCCUUUUGUUGUUCACUUAUUCAUGUCCAUCGAAUGACUGUAUCCAUGUUUUCUUUUAUCACUUGGUUUCGACCACUCCACUUUACAUGCACACUUCCAAGUAACGUCAAAUAGCAUCAAAAUAGUGUCUCCUCCAAUAGUACUGUGUACUGCUUUGUCUUGUUGACAGAUUUAGUCAUUUCAAAUUUAGUCUGUAAAUGAUAAUAAUUUUAAAAGUAAAUAAAUUCAGUUAAGCCCUUUGUCCUCCACUGAAGGAAAAGUAAGUAUUUAAAAGAUAUUUCAAGUAACGUCACGCCCAUUAAAAGUGACUCUGUGAGAAAGGACAGUUGAUGAUGUUUCAUCGCUGUUGGUUUGUUUCUACUCCUCGAUUAAAACAAAAAAACAAAAAAACAACGGAAUGCUGAAUUAUCAGAUGAUUAUUGAUUUUUUAAAAAAUGUCUUUAAAAAGAUUGAUCUGCAAUUCUAACUGCUAUAUGGUAAAUGCACAGUGGUACUGUUUUAGAGAAUGGUCUCUGGUCACACCUCAGUCACACCUUGCAGAUGUUUCAUUGAGUUUCUCACCUCUGGGUCUAAUUUUGUAUAACAGAAAAAUGCAAAAGAAGACACUGCAUCCCUAGUUUCAAUGUGAUACUCCCUUCACUCUGCCAGUCCUCUCACCCAAUUGAGAUGCUACCAGGCACGUCCUGCCAGUCUCUUCUGUUUAAUUUUAAGCCCCCCCACCCCACCCCACCCCACCCCACCCCAAAACCCCACCCCCACCCCACCCCAAAACCCCACCCCCACCCCACCCUCGCUUGAAAAAUGUUCGAACACCUCUCCUCUGCAUGUCCUUGUGGUCAAGGUUAGAUGGGUGCAUGGUUAAAAAAAAAAAAAGCAGCAGACAAUUCUUUUCCAGUCAGUGAAAGUGUAUUUCAUUUAACAUUCAGCAAUAAAAAAGAACCUUUCCCCCAUGUCAUUCCUGAAAUAUGCUAGAAAAAAAAGAAAAAAAAUGCGAGAUUGUCAUAGAUUGUAAAAUAACAUGAAAAUGAAUCCACCUGUUCAUAUGAGAAAAUAAAUCUUUAUUCAUAUCAUUUUA
Messenger RNA from Amphiprion ocellaris (clown anemonefish), 5922 nucleotides. It is a transcript of the gene nrg2a, whose product is annotated as neuregulin 2a. Gene Ontology annotation, biological process: nervous system development; intracellular signal transduction; animal organ development. Lineage: Eukaryota; Metazoa; Chordata; Actinopteri; Pomacentridae. The coding region runs from base 1158 to 3287 and encodes 709 amino acids. Gene Ontology annotation, molecular function: signaling receptor binding. The transcript is spliced from 11 exons. The record is from RefSeq and is a predicted model, not a curated record.